Cricetulus griseus (Chinese hamster) is the source of this 962-nucleotide messenger RNA. The record is from RefSeq and is a predicted model, not a curated record. NCBI's taxonomy places the organism in Eukaryota, Metazoa, Chordata, Mammalia, Rodentia, Cricetidae.
CGAAAGUGCGGCAGCGGAAGCGCAGCGAGGCCGGGGAGGAGGAAGCGAGUGCCGUUUGCUGGGCGGCCGGGCUCCUGGCGCCAUGGGUCGCCUGCACUGCACGCAGGACCCCGUGCCCGAGGCCGUGCGCGGCGACAUGCAGCAACUGAACCAGCUGGGCGCGCAGCAGUUCUCAGCCCUGACAGAAGUGCUUUUCCAUUUCCUAACAGAGCCCAAAGAGGUGGAGCACUUUCUGGCUCAGCUCUCUGAAUUUGCCACCACCAAUCAGAUCAGUCUUGGCCCCCUCAAAAGCAUCAUGAAAAGCCUCCUCCUGGUUCCGAAUGGUGCACUGAAGAAGGGCCUCACUGCCGAGCAGGUGCGGGCUGAUCUCCUGACUCUAGGUCUUAGUGAGGAGAAAGCCACUUACUUUUCUGAAAAGUGGAAGCAGAAUGCCCCAACCCUUGCACAGUGGGCCAUAGGUCAGACCCUGAUGAUUAACCAGCUGGUUGAUAUGGAGUGGCGAUUUGGAGUGACAUCUGGAAGCAGUGAAUUAGAGAAAGUGGGAAGCAUAUUUUUACAGUUAAAGUUGGUGGUUAAGAAAGGAAAACAAAUGGAAAAUGUGUAUAUAGAAUUAACGUUGCCUCAGUUCUACAGUUUCCUACAUGAGAUGGAGCGAGUCAGAGCAAGCAUGGAGUGCCUCAGCUGAUCCUGUUUCUUGUUCCCUUGUUCCUGCCUCUUCCCUCAGGGCUGCUUCAGGGACCCCACCACCUCACCUUGGAAGCCCGGGUGCAGAGUUUCUGGGGGGGAAAAAAAAAAAAAAACAGGGCCCAGUACUUGAGUCCUGCACGAUUCCUCUGUAAGCUCCUCAUGGAGCUUCCGCCUCCAGUCUCCUGGGAACAGCUAUUACAUCUAAGGUUGUUUUCUUUCUUUUGGGGGGCAGUGUCACCUCCCAUUAAGCAGUAAACAAAUGGUUCCUUCAGCCA